This is a messenger RNA of Procambarus clarkii (red swamp crayfish), 1968 nucleotides long. NCBI's taxonomy places the organism in Eukaryota, Metazoa, Arthropoda, Malacostraca, Decapoda, Cambaridae. The record is from RefSeq and is a predicted model, not a curated record.
AUGGAAGUGCCUCAGAUACUGAUGGCUCCCAGUGUGCUGGCCCAGCAGCCUAUACAGCAGAGCUGUAUUUUACUUGGGUUUGUAUGUGACAACGUCUAUGUCGUCGUCGGGGAACUGGGUGAUGGUGGUGUCAUCAUAAGUGUGCAGUGGGAGGUCGUUGACGAAGAGGAUGAAGGUACACCCUGGCAGUACUCCCGCCGGUGGGGUGCUUGCCGGCGCUACUCUGGUGUUAAACAGUGGCAUGACUCUCCUGAUCUUCAGCAAGCUGCGUGGGGCCGCCUGCGGGUGCUGGAGGCCGACAGGCUGCGGCGGUGGGCUGCGGACUCCAGGGAGCGCCGCAUGCUGUACCUUAUCACCCGCGGACCCCGGUACACCACCCACCAGGCCAGAUCGCUGACGACCCUGGUAUCCCGCAUGCGGCUCCGCUACUCCUCCCUGACCCUCACCCACAACCGCACCGUGUACCGCGGCCAGCGUGACCUGACCGCCCUCAUGAGGACAUCGCGGGAUCCCCAGCUGUUGUUGUGGGCGUGGCGGGCGUGGCACGACGCCCUCGGCCCGCCCAUCCGCCCACUCUUCACCCAGGCCGUCCGGGUGAUGAACCAGGGCGCCAGGAGUGCAGGGUACGCGGAUAUGGGUGCCGCCUGGCGGGGGGAGCUGGAACUAGGCAGAGACGUGAACGUUUGGGCAGUGGUUGAGAGAGUGUACAGCCAGGUGGCUGAUGUGUACACCUUGGUGCACGCUCAUGUACGCCAGGCCCUGGUCAAGCAAUACGGUCGCAGCCUCGUCGACCCCACGGCUCCUAUCCCAGCACAUCUGGUGGGAGACCUGUGGGGGCAGGACUGGUCGGCCCUGCUGGAGCUGAUCCUCCCUGACCCCCACCACACACCCGCACACCACACCAGCCACACCACCAACCACACCACCAGGGAUAUGGUCCAGGAAGCCGAGCAGUUCUUCCUGGGUCUGGGCUUCCCGCCGCUGUCUCACACGUUCUGGUUCAAGUCGGUGCUGGGGAAGGCGCCGGGGGACGGGGCGUGCCAGCCCCGAGCCCUCGACAUGUUCGCCCCGGGGGACUACAGGAUGAUGGUGUGCGAGGCGGGGGUGGAGGAGGGGGCGCGGGAAGCCUACCACGAGCUGGGACACGUGCACUACUUUCAGGCCUACGCUCACCAGCCUACAGUCUUCAGGGAUGGCGUCAACUCCGCUUUUCACGAAACUGUGGGUGAUACCCUGCAAUUGGCAGCCAUGACCCUGCCCCCAUCAGCUGCCGACACUGGCUGCCGCGCCACCAGCCGCCCCGCCACGCUAGACGCCUCAUCAGGGACCCAAUAUCUGGCCUCCCCGCCUGCCCACCCUCCUGCCGCUGCGCCUCAUACACCCAUCAAUCGUGUUGAGCUGAGGGGCCUGCUGCUGGUGGCAUUAACGAAGCUGCCGCUCUUCGCCUUCGCCAGGGUCAUGGACGAGUGGCGCUGGAGGGUCUUCCAGGGCACGAUACGGGAGGAGGCGUACAACAGGUCGUGGUGGCUCCUGAAGCAGCAGUACCAGGGGCUCGCUUCUCCCACGCCCCGCUCUGAAGAACACUUCGAUCCUGCAGCCAAAUUUCACCUUGCCGACAACACUCCCUACGUCAGGUACCUGGUGGCGGUCGUGGCUCAGUUCCAGGUACACCGAGGCCUGUGUGAGGCCACCCACGGGCGGCCCCUCACCGCCCCUGCCCACACCUGCUCCAUCGCUGGCUCCCGCCCCGCCGGCACCCUCCUCAGGCAGGUCAUGGGUGCCGGGUCGUCUGUGAGGUGGGAGGAGGUGCUGGAGAGGGUGACGGGCACGACACACCUGGAUGCCUCGGCCAUGUUGGAAUACCUGGCGCCCCUCACUGACUGGCUCCACCACCACGCCCGCCUGACCAACCUCACUCUCGGCUGGUAACACUGCUGCCUGUGUGGGAACACUCAUGAAGGACGUCAC